GUCACUGUCAAUUUUGCCGCCGUCUUAGCAACUGUAGAUUUAGCGGUACUCUUCCUUAAUUUUGCAAAAAUUCCGCUUUUCACAUUGUUUUUUAUCUGUGUUAAUAUAUUUGAAGUGUUGAAUUUUAUUCCUACUAUUAAAGAUGGCUGAUGUCGUAGUAGACGCUGAGAGCAAAAAUUCAAAAGAAUUAUACGGCCAAGGUGUACGAGCCUUCAUUCUAAGAGACUUCUCGACGGCUGUCUCGGCUUUAGGUAAAGCCAGCCAACUUCUGGCAGAUGAACAUGGAGACGAUUUGCACGAAUCGCUCGGUGAAGUAUAUCUAUAUUAUGGUAAAUCGCUCCUUGGAUUAUCGCGGGAAGAAUCUGAAGCUCUUGGUGACGCCGUGCCUAGAAAUGAAGAAUCGUCAGAAGAAGAUAACGCUGAUGAAACUGAAGAGAACGACGAGGAAGGUGAAAAUAGUACCGAACCACAAGAGAAUAAUGAAAAUGAGGCUAAAGAAGCUGAGAAGUCCGAUGAUGCUAAAAAAACAGAUGAUGCUAAACAAUCAGAUGGCGAAAAACAAAAUGGUACAACAGUCGCAAACGGUUCCGGCGAAGGUACAUCAAACGGAAUCACGAAAGAAGAUGGAGCUGAUGAAGACACCGCAGCUGAAACUGAGGACGAACCAACAGAUCUUCAAGUCGCCUGGGAGGUUCUUGAGCUGGCCAAGAAAAUCUUCCAAAAACAGGGUACCGCCGCCAAAAAGAACCUUGCCGAAACACUGAUAGUUUUAGGCGAAGUUUCAUUGGAAAGCGAAAAUUUCGAAUCGGCCGUCAACGACAUCACGGAAGGUUUAAAAAUACAAAAAGACAUAUUCGCAAAAGAUUCCAGAACGGUAGCAGAAACGUAUUACAAGUUAGGAGUAGCUUACUCUACGAACACCCAAAUAGACGAAGCUAUAAACAGUUUCAACAGUUCCUUAGAAUACCUUAACAACAGAAUCGCCCAUUUGGAAAGUGUCGAAGACAAAAAAGACGAGGUCGAUGAAGAAAUUAAGGAAAUCAAGAGUCUCAUACCGGAUAUACAGGAAAAAGUUACCGACAUGAAAACUUACAAAGAUGAGGCAAUGAAAAAUAUAGUAUCGGCCAUGACGGAAGGAAUAAAAUCAGACAAACCAGCUCCAUCUACCAGUUCCUCAAAGCCUGCUACUGACAUUUCACAUCUGGUCAAGAGGAAAAGAAAAGCGGAUGAGAUAGACGACAAAGACGCAGCACAAGAGAGCAAUCCGUCAAAAAAAGUCAAUCAAUAAACGUAUUACUGUGUU
Molecule: messenger RNA, 1303 nt
Organism: Diabrotica virgifera virgifera (western corn rootworm)
Lineage: Eukaryota; Metazoa; Arthropoda; Insecta; Coleoptera; Chrysomelidae
Gene: Nasp
Product: protein HGV2
Exons: 5
Coding region: 143-1288 (381 amino acids)
Biological process (GO): CENP-A containing chromatin assembly; DNA replication-dependent chromatin assembly
Cellular component (GO): nucleoplasm
Molecular function (GO): histone binding
Source: RefSeq, a predicted model, not a curated record